AUGUUAUCAGAUUAUGUUGUAGCUUUGGUCGUUGGUUUGGCAGGUCUUAUUGCCAUCUUUUUCGCCGCUAGAAGAAUCGAUAACAGGUUCGGCAAUAUGGUGAGGAGAUUGAGGAGGGCAUCUGAAGAAUCACUAUACAUUAACCGCCUCAGCUGGACAACAUACAUCUUGAGUUUUAUCCUUACUGCUUACAUAAAUGCCACAUUUCUUGCCGUGGUUGCAAAUAUAGCUUUUGGCUUGGGCAAACUGUGGUCAAUCGUUGGAAUAUUCCAUAAUAUUAUGGAAGUUUGUUUAUUGGCAGCAUUAUUACAAACUGGCAGAAAACAAUUCAAUUUCGCUAUUGCCCUCCUUGUCGUAGUAACAUAUGGAGUACUCGCCACAGCGGGCACCAGUCAGCUAGAAUGGUAUUAUGAUAGCUUGGUAUGGGACUUUAUGUUGCCUCUCGUCUUCUUCCGUGUUGCAGUAUAUGCCAAGAAUCAUCCUCCUAAUCAAGGCAAUCCAGAAACUAAUAUUGUUGGCGAUAAUUCUACAGAAUCGUUACUUUUAUUCAACUUGUCGUAUUUGAUCGCCUUUCCAAUAUACGCCAUUUACGUGCAUAAUGAAUCAAAUAUUGAUCAAGCGGAUGCACAAAAGGUAUUCGAUGUUCCUGACACAUCGGUCUAUGAAUUUAUUUUGAUCUUUUUGUGGGGUGCUACUUCUAGUUUAAUUUCAGCUUUUAUUGGAGUAAAAAAUAUGAAUUAA
Messenger RNA from Entrophospora sp. SA101, 741 nucleotides. Lineage: Eukaryota; Fungi; Glomeromycota; Glomeromycetes; Entrophosporales; Entrophosporaceae. The record is from the annotation of a GenBank genome assembly.